GCUUUCCUGCAGGCGUCAUCACCCUGCGCGGCCGCCGGGCCCUGCCGAGGCCUGGCGGCGCCGCGGGCGGCGGCUCCCCGCUCCCGCCGUGCCCCUGCCCAUGCCCCUGCCCGUGCCCCUGCCCGUGCCCCUGCCCGUGCCCAUGCGCCGCGGCCGCCGGGACCAUGCUGUUCUCCCUGCGGGAGCUGGUGCAGUGGUUGGGCUUUGCCACCUUCGAGAUCUUCCUGCACGGCCUGGCGCUGCUGCUCUUCACGGUGCUGCUGGUGCUGAAGGUGGACGGCGCGGCCGCGGCGCUCUCCUGGUGGGUCGUGUUCGUGCCCUUCUUCGCCGCGGACGGGCUCAGCACCUACUUCACCACCAUCGUCUCGGUGCGGCUCUUCCAGGACGGGGAGAAGCGGCUGGCGGUGCUGCGGCUCUUCUGGAUCCUCACCAUCCUCAGCCUCAAGUUCGUGUUUGAGAUGCUGCUGUGCCAGAAGCUGGUGGAGCACACCCGCGAGCUCUGGUACGGGCUCAUCAUGUCGCCUGUCUUCAUCCUCCUCCAGCUGCUGAUGAUCCGAGCCUGCCGUGUGAACUGAUGGCGAGGGAGUGCUGCGGUCGCUGCCCUUGCCCUGGCGCCCUCGGGAGCCCUGGGCCCUAGGCACGGCCCUUGGGCUGCUCCUCCCCCGUGUCUGACAGGGCACAGAGGGCUGGAGCCGCUGGGAUUAACCUCGCUGCUGCGGUGUGGAGCAUCCCUUGGGCUGCUCCUCCCCCGUGUCUGACAGGGCACAGAGCGCUGGAGCCGCUGGGAUUAAACUCGCUGCUGCGGUGUGGAGCAUCCCGGUCCUGCCGAGGGUCCUGCUGUGCUGCAGCCUCGUUCCAGUUCCCUCUGCUGGCGUUCAGGUGUGCUGCUGUGCCAGCACUGCUCGGGGUCGCAGUUCCCUCGUGGUGCAAUAAAGCUGCAUGGAAGAGUUUGCUUUA
Molecule: messenger RNA, 957 nt
Organism: Pogoniulus pusillus (Red-fronted tinkerbird)
Lineage: Eukaryota; Metazoa; Chordata; Aves; Piciformes; Lybiidae
Gene: TMEM203
Product: transmembrane protein 203
Exons: 1
Coding region: 165-575 (136 amino acids)
Biological process (GO): intracellular calcium ion homeostasis
Cellular component (GO): endoplasmic reticulum
Source: RefSeq, a predicted model, not a curated record